AUGCUGAAAAUUUUCUCGAGUCUCUGUCGACAACGUACAUCACAUUAUCUCAUACAAAAUAUCAGCCGCCGCUCACGUACACGUUAUGUCUCCUACGAUGCAAAAUCCUUCGUACCAAAUGAGAAUGGACCGAAUAUCCAACUCGUUCGUUGGUUAACGAAAGAAAUGGAAAACGAGGGCAUCCCAAACGUGGAGAAUGGACCAUAUAAGGCUCGCGCAUUUCAGCAUGCCUUUAAGGCAUUAGACGCACUACCUCAAGCCAUUACUUCUGGCGAGGAAGCUUUAAAGGUUGUUGGUGUCGGCAAAGGCAUCGCGCGCAGAAUAGAUGUAUAUCUAAGUCAGGGUGCUGAGGGAUCUUCUCCAAAGCCAGCUGCUCCUCCAAAGAAAACACCUGAAGAUAUCGAGCGAGAAAGGACGCUCUUGGAGUUUCGACGUGUACCGGGGAUCGGACAGGUUAAAGCCAAGAGGCUUUAUGACGCUGGCUGCCGCUCGCUUGAUGACCUUCGAAAUCCGGAGCACUUCAAGAGCUUGUCUGCUCCGAUCCGAGCCGCUCUCGACUAUGUUGACCAUUUGAGCGAGAGGGUGACUCGAGCUGAAAUUGAAACAGUCACGAACAUUAUCGGGCCUUUAAUUUCUUCUGAAACUAGAAUGCAUGCAGUAGGUAGCUACCGACGUGGUCUACCAUCAUGCGGUGAUGUCGAUAUAAUUUUCUUCCAUCCUUCAUGUACCUACGUUCCUCGACCUGGAGAGAAAACGAUGUCAUGCGACUCGUCCUCCGCAUCCUCCACAACCCCAGCGACUAAACGGCGCGGUCGGCCAGCAAAGCAUGUCACGCCCUCACAAGUUAAACAAGAUACACUUCUGCGAGAACUUGUUUUACGGCCCUUGGAACGUGCCGGUCUGCUUGCUGCGACCUUAACGGAGGGUUCUCGAAAAUGGCAGGGUAUUGUGCGUAUUCCCUUAGAAACUGCUACUUCUCAACCGGCUUCCGGCAAUGGAAGAGCGAAUUGCAUUUACCGUCGAAUGGACUUGUCGUUAUAUCCAACUCUUUCCGAAGGCGCUGCUUUACUUGCCACUACAGGCGACGCAGAUUUCAACGCUCACGUCCGCAGAUGCGCGUCCAAGCAAGGUUUACUCCUGAACGAAUUCGGGCUCUGGAAGUUCUGUCCUCAAUCAUCACCCGAAACUGAAACAGAAAAUACAUCAUCUUCCAAAAAUUCCGAAAACGUAACGGGAUCGAAUUCGGACGCCGAGGGUCGAUGGGAACUCGUAGCGAGUAGUACGGAGAAAGAGAUACUGGAUGAACUCGGCGUGGAGUACGUCGGGCCUGAAAGGCGUAAUUUUACUUUCGUGGUGAGCAAGUCGAAGCAGGGGUCAAUGUUGAAGUUGCAGAGGGCGGUGGUUAAGGCUCGGAAAGCCAAGUUAAAAUGA
Messenger RNA from Fomitiporia mediterranea MF3/22, 1431 nucleotides. Its product is annotated as Nucleotidyltransferase. Lineage: Eukaryota; Fungi; Basidiomycota; Agaricomycetes; Hymenochaetales; Hymenochaetaceae. Gene Ontology annotation, molecular function: DNA binding; DNA-directed DNA polymerase activity. Gene Ontology annotation, biological process: double-strand break repair via nonhomologous end joining. The transcript has 8 exons. Bases 1 to 1431 code for a protein of 476 amino acids. The record is from RefSeq and is a predicted model, not a curated record. Gene Ontology annotation, cellular component: nucleus.